This is a messenger RNA of Ustilago hordei, 582 nucleotides long. RefSeq lists its product as uncharacterized. NCBI's taxonomy places the organism in Eukaryota, Fungi, Basidiomycota, Ustilaginomycetes, Ustilaginales, Ustilaginaceae. The record is from RefSeq and is a predicted model, not a curated record. Gene Ontology annotation, cellular component: cytosolic small ribosomal subunit; ribosome. Gene Ontology annotation, molecular function: RNA binding; structural constituent of ribosome. Bases 1 to 582 code for a protein of 193 amino acids. The transcript is spliced from 3 exons. Gene Ontology annotation, biological process: translation; ribosomal small subunit assembly.
AUGACCACAGCAACCAAUCCACCAUCUCGACCUAGCUUCCAGCCACCAAGUGAAUCACAGACACCCCCAACUUUCAUCCCUUUCAUGCUUCUCGACGCAGCAUGCAGCAUUGCGAUCGUUCUAGACGAAUCAUCGAUCGACCAACAGAUAGGUGACAAGCGACAGAGAAUGCCUGGAUUUUUACGCCACCCGCACCAGAUCACCUCCAAUCGAGCUGUGAUGUCGAUGAUUAAGUCGGAUUGCAAGGCGCUCACGCAUGGUUUGGUGGCCACGUCGUCGUCGAGAGCCAGUUCGCAUCGGAAAGCACAUUCGCACCCCAUAGAUCGCGCAAAAACUCUCUCCGUCGACCUUCUUAACCCCUCCGCCGAGCAGCAGGCUCGCUGCCACAAACUCAAGCGACUUGUGCAGAACCCCAACUCUUUCUUCAUGGACGUCAAGUGCCCUGGCUGCUUCGCCAUCACCACCGUCUUCUCCCACGCCCAGACUGUUGUCGUUUGCGGCUCGUGCGCCCAGGUCCUUUCCCAGCCUACUGGUGGUAAGGCUCGUUUGACCGAGGGCUGCUCUUUCCGUAAGAAGGCGUAA